Apis cerana (Asiatic honeybee) is the source of this 3630-nucleotide messenger RNA. RefSeq names its product surface protein. NCBI's taxonomy places the organism in Eukaryota, Metazoa, Arthropoda, Insecta, Hymenoptera, Apidae. The record is from RefSeq and is a predicted model, not a curated record.
AACGAAAUCGAUUAUAUUUAAUAAUAAUAAUGUUAUAAUUAAAAGUGAUUUUUCUACGAUUCGGAAACGAAAGAAUUAAAGAAAAGCGAUCGAUCUCAUUCAUGAAUAUUCGGUUAUGUGAAUAUUCGAGACUUGUGUACCAGACUUAAUAGUUUGAGGCAGUUUAGGAAACGAAAGACGAGCGCGUGUUGUCAAUCGCGAUAGUGAUAACGAAAAUGGUGGACUAAAAAGCAUUUCAUUUUCUUCACCUCCGUUUUUCCCCCAAUUAACUUCAAUAACAAAUUUCCGUCUCAUCAUGCAACUUUCGAAACUCAUUAUUCAAAAUUGAUAGAAUCAGAAAAAAAAAAUAAGUUACUAUCGCAAAUAGUUAAAAACCCCUUUGCAAUCUUGAAGAGAAUCUUCGAAGAAAAUAUUCAAUUCAACGUUCGAAACUCCCGCUUGUGAAGCACGGUGCAAAUACGAGACCAGCAAAAAGAAAAGUAAAUGUCAAGCGGAUGGUAAAUGCGGAUGGUGGAGUAGUUGUUCUUGAUCCAUAUUCCGAGGAGAGACGCUUCUUGGGAUAACUUAAAGCAUCGAACGAAGAUCCUUUAUAAGAGACCGGGUCAAAGAUGCCUAUAAUUGGAUGCACCAAGGAGAACAAUUGCAAGAAACUUGCAUUCUUAAAAGCAAAGAUGCGCGAGCAAUAUCUAGCAGGUUUGCCUGUCGGUCUCGAUGUUGAUAAAUCGAUCGAUUCGACGAGAAACGAAUUUAUUCAACAUAGAGAAUUAUGAUUUUCUAAAAAAUUAAAUCUCAAAAUUUAUGCUCAUCUCCAAUUAAUAAAAACGCGGUAUAUUGAUUCGUGAAUAAAUUCUUUAGCUCUUUACUCGUUUAUUAGGAAGAUGUAUGAAAUCAUUCGUACAUUAUCUUAUUAUUAAGACGCGUGAAAAACCCGUCGAGGUUAAAUAUCAUCGAUCCUUUUACGAUUCUGAAUUAAUCGAGCCAAUUUUAAAAUUUUUAAAUUUAAUUUGAAACGUAAAAAUUUCGAUACGGCAUUUCUUCGAAUCCUUAAAAAGCACGCAAAAGCUAUAUAUAUAUAUAUAUAUAUACAUAUAUAUAUAUAUAUAUAUAUAUACAUAUAUAGAUAUAUAGAUAUACAGAUGUACAUAUAUGUGUGAAAUACAAGCGACGUAACACUCCACUGGAUUCGAACCUAGAGAAGAAUAAAAGCGGCGAGGAGGGGAGCUCGCAUAAUCCGAAGAAGCCCAGCCAACUGUCCACGAACGAGUCAGUGAGGGGAUCGAGGAUCAUUGAGCAGCCAGAAGUGGAGCAAGGACCGAUCGAAGAGGCGGAAGUCCCGCUUCAACUGCGCGAAACAGCUCCAGAGAAGGAAGAAGUAGAGGCAGAGGAAGUGGAUUAGAGAGGAGGUUUACGGAAAGAAAAUUGAAAAUUCAUCAACAACCGAGAUAUAUAACCGUAUAUAAAGGUUAAGGAAAUAGAAAGAUAUUCUAUCCUCGACCCUUUUCAAUCUAACGUGUGGGUAUUCAUUUUUUUUCUCAUCCCAUCGAAUUCUUCUUUCUUUUUGUAUAAACAGAAAAGCGUGUAAAUAUCGUUAAGAGGGAUGUAACGCUUAAACCAAAAAAUGAAAUUAUCUUCGUGCAUUGAUUUCUGGUGAUCUCUAUGCUUUUUUUUUAUUCUUUUCUUUUUCCAGGCUAUUAUAUGAUAUUACAUUAAAGGGAAAUUGAUAUAAGGUGGAAACGAUUUAACGAGGGAUAGAUAAUUUGUUGCGUUUCUAUUCGAAAAAAAUAAUGGAUAAUAGGAUGGAAUAUUGAAAAAUGUUUUCAAAUCGCUUUAUGUAUUUUUUUUAACCGAGGAAGAAAAACACUCUUCAGAUAGAGAGAGAAAGAGAGAGGAAGAGGACACUUUGCAACCUUAAUCGAACUUCAAACGACAUCUUCGAAACUUCAAUCUGCAUUUAGAAAGAUCUAAGAGAGUUUCUCGCAAACUUGUCUCAUAUUUAAAAAAAAAAAAUCGUGUUUCGAGACUCUUGACUCUUUUCCAAUUAUUUCCAUGGAACGUUCGUAAAUAGUCUUCCCCUUCCACUUUCCACAAAAAUUGCAAAUAUCGAAAUAGAGAAAUAAAUUUUUCAAAGGGAAAUAAUAAACAAAACAAAAAAAUAUUUAUACCCAAAAUAUUUAGUUAUCUGGAUAGAGAGUUGAACGAGAAAAAUUUUCAUUCCCUAAAAAAAAAAUCACAAUUGUUUUCAAAAUCACGCGUUAACAAAGAGAGAGAAUAACAUUUAUUCUUCAAAAAUAUUUCUUUCUCAAAAUACAUAAUCGUCUAAAAGUUUGCAAAUAAUUUCCUCUAAAUCGUACAAUUAAAGAAAAAUAAUAUUAAAACUUGAUUUCAAAUCAAGUCAUUUUAAGAAACCAAUGCAUGAAGAUUCAUUCCAUCUCCCUCCUUCUAAAAUCAUAUAUUUAUCAAUCCUCUCUUGACACUUGAAUAAAAAGUUUUUCCUCGAUUACUUAAUAACACCCUCUUGCCGAUCAAAACCCCUUAAAAUUAGUCCUUAUUUGUUUUCUAUUUGAGCUUGCUUUGAUCGACGAUCACGGCCACGCGCUUAUCAUAAAUUUACAUGAUUCGAGCAGAAAAUCGAAAACGACGAGGGAGAGAGAGAAAGAGAGACAGAGAGAAGUCGUUAGCCGCGUAAUCAACCGAAGUCGAAUUAAUUCGACUAUAAUCAAGAGGAGAAGCCUCGAAAGCCCUGUCCAACGAAAGGCAGAGGACGAGAGGCGAGGCGAAAAAUUAAGGGAGAAAGGAGGAGGUUUUUGCGUUUUAAAACGACAGCUUGGAUCAGAACCGUAGUCCCUGGGUAAAUUUACCGACCUCCGCUACAUCCGUGACUACCUCACGUCCGCUCCCUCUCCGACUGGAACCGGUUCUCUGAAUCUUGUCUCUUGAAUCCCUUGUGCUUUUGCUGCUUCCCCCCCUUCCUUUCAUCGUUGUUUCACGAUGACGGCGAUCGAGAGAUCGAGAGGCUGAAUUAAAGCCAAGCCAGCUUUUAAGAAUUCGAUCAACUUUUGUCCGAGGAAGAUCGGUUUCGGGACAUGGAGAAUGAAAAAAACGAAAAGGAAGAGGAAGAGAAGGAAGAAACAACCGAAGAAGCACCACCUAGUCCUGAAGAAACGCCUAGUCCUGAAGAAGCACCUAGUCCUGAAGAAGCGUCUAAUCCUGUAGAAACGUCUAAUCUGACGGAGAAAGGAACUAAUACGACGGAGGAAUCAUCUAACCCGACGGAGGAAGCAUCUAAUCCGACGGAGGAAGCAUCUAAUGCGACGGAAGAAGCACCGUUGCAGGAAAACGAAUUAACAGAGGAUCCGUGGGACGAGGAGGCGAAAGAAAGAUUCGAAACAGCCGUGUUCACUUUGGCCACAUUCGCUGCGGUUUUCGCUGUCUACAUGUACAUCGUAUACAGUUUGAGUAGCCCGCCUACCGUGUUGGAUCAAAUCUAACACUCUCCCUUUUCCCUGAUCAAACGAGCGAAAGACCCUAGAAUUCCGACCGACAAAGUCAACUGUUUGCGACAGUUACGCCGCCCAACAAUCAUGUAAUUCGACAUAUAACAAAAUAAAACUUGCGGAGGAGAAAAAUGAA